CUCUCCUCUCGGGAUUCUGAGUGCCCGUGCACACACGCCCAGCGUACUUUUCAGAAUGCCAGUCUGGGACGUAAACUGCACAGUGGGCCGGGUGGGACCCAGCCGCUUUUAACCUCCAGGCCACCUGCUGACCUGGUCUCCUUGAAAAACAUUAACCUUGAGCCCCUAGGAGCGAUGCCACUGCUGUCAAGGUGUGCCCCGUGAGACGUGAAUCCUACCUGCCUGUAUCCUCUCCAGACAUGCUCAGUCAGCCAGGACAGGGCCACGUCAGGCAGAAAGACUCCAUCGUGGUGGACCUUCUAAGGAACAGCGACCAUCCACAGCCCCUCCCUGCUCUCCCAGGAGGCCCAGGUCCUCAGUGGAAGGAGCUGGCGUCAACAGCUGGUUCUGCCACAGACUGGCAGGUUCUGCUUCCAGGAUUGAGGCUCACUUGUAAGACUCCAGAGGCCUCUUGGCUGAUAUACACCUCCUGCCAAGUCCACAUCCAUGUCCACAUCGACUCAGCUGAGACGCAGCGAUCAGCGAUGGGCAACAUGGCAACGUUGGGUAAGCCCACUGGAGCGAGGCCUCCUGUUCAUCUGGACCGGCUAUUCAAAGUCGCAGAAUCACCAGGUGUCAGAUGGGACCUUAGAGAUGAGCUGGCCCAACUCCUUCUGGUGCAGCUGAGCCAUUUGUCCAAAAACACCACUGGGCUGGGACCCCUUGCUUGGACCAGAGCUCCCUCCAUAGGCCCAGGCUUUCCAUUAAGGGCACUUCAUCUGUUUUCUAGAACUAACUGGACCACUUUAAGUUUUCAUGACCCCUUUCCCACUAUAUCUUCUUGGAAAAUAAAUGUUCUCCUUGUGGCUGAACAGAAUCAUCACAUUGAGCUAUUGUUGACUUCAUUCCAAGUUUAGCCUCAGACCAUCACAGGCCAGAGUGAGGGACUUGAAUUUUAUCAUCUGUAGUAUGCCCUUGGGAGCCUCAAGACUUUAAAGGCUUUCAAUCCUUCCAUCCUGGGUCUGGUACCAGCACCAGCUCCAGCUCAGACUUAUUCUCGUCCCAAUAAGACACCCAGAGGCCACAGCAAUCUCUGCUGCCGCGGAGAGUAUCUUGGAGAAAGCCCUAGUAUCCCAGGCCCUGGCCUCACACUUAGCGAUGUGACGGUCACUUUCUACCAUAGAACCAGAGAUUGGAGACUGUGAGAACACAUCAGAGUCUAGUCUACUGUGACAAGGUGGGACUGAUUUUCAAUUGUUUUCCCCGGCAGGAGAUCAUAUAGCUCUGACUUUGGAAUGUGUGAUGCUUCUAUUUCAGUAUGGGUCUGUCUGAUGGCCACGAGUUCCUUUCAUAUCAAACACUGGUGACUCCCCAACUCAAGGGAUGCCAUAGCCUGACCACUCCACCCCCACUCUGAUUGCCUGUGGUCCCACAACCCACACGCUCCGCAAGUCCACAGCAGGCUGGAGCUGACCAAAGGGCUGGAGAAUGCACUCAUCUAAGUCUCAAGGGGGAAGGGGAGGAACGGAAACAUUGGGCCACAAAAGGCAAGGCUUCAGGCAGGUAUGUGCUAAACACACAAAGCCCGAUGCCGGUUGAAUGGUGGUUAGGUGGAAUGGGAGAGCCAUGUUCCUACACAAGACCGUCUAAAUAAGUAAGUUUCCCAAGGCACAGUCUGCUAGGGGCAAUGGCUCGUGCUGAGCCUGCUAGUAAACUGCCUUCCUGAGGACCUGCGACACACACACACACACACACACACACACCCUUCCUGAG
This is a messenger RNA of Tupaia belangeri chinensis (Chinese tree shrew), 1752 nucleotides long. RefSeq lists its product as uncharacterized. The coding region runs from base 240 to 896 and encodes 218 amino acids. Lineage: Eukaryota; Metazoa; Chordata; Mammalia; Scandentia; Tupaiidae. The record is from RefSeq and is a predicted model, not a curated record. The transcript has 2 exons.